AUGUCUCCUCCCGCCCAUGGUGGCUUCUCUAACCGUGCCUCCUCAUACAGGUCACGCGGCCCCGCACCCAAGAUCGUCGUGAAGAAGGAACCCUCAUCGCCCGACAUGCCCAACUCGCGGCACCGCCCCAGCCGCCUGAACCUCUCUAACUCGCACGUCGUCCACUCUUCCGGCGCCCUCACAGCACGACCUGCGGGUCUGUCGACCGGUAAAGACUUGCACGGUGUCGGCAUCGCUUGCCUGUCUCCGGGCUUCCACACCAACGACCCUUCGAUGCGUGAGCAGCUUCAAAGGAGCAUGGAUGUAAGAGAGAGGCAGAGGCAGAUCAUAGAAGCACGCAACAAGACCGGCGGAAAAGGCGGACCACCCGACGACGACCCUCGUCAGCAAGAUAUGAGCCCAUUCGGACGACCAUUGAAGACGCCCAAGAGGAAAGGUCCCCCGCCUGGUCUUUCCAUCGCCCCUCCUUCGCAUUCUCAGUUCGCAAACGAGCGAGUAAUCCAGUCUGCACCUAUCAACCAGUCCUUCACUGGACUACGCACCAACUUGCCGCCGUCCCGCCAACUCGCCAACGGUCCCUCGAAUCUGUCCCAAACUUCACACAUCCACCAUGUCCCCGCACAGCAGACGAGCAACAGACUGCCACCCAUCGCAGAUGUCUUCCCGGAGCCGCUUGGAACUGGUCGUGGCAUGUACACCAACAGCCCUGGUACAUCGUCCCACUCCAACGUACAACCACCUCUCCCAUCUCCGGGAUUCCCACCACCGCAUCAUCAGCAAUUGCCGCUUAAUACCCGCCCUCGAGAGUACAAGUCCGCCGAGGAAGCUGUCCAGACCCUUUCCGGCGGCCGUGAGGAUCUUCUGCCCCGCAUUGUUCACUAUGGCGGCCACCAGCCCCCGACGCCCCCGUCGCCCAUGCCAGGCAAGAACGCUUCUCACGCCUACCCACCACCCAGCGCCGAUCAUCUGCACCGCAGCGGUAGCGGCAGGAGACGAGGCCGAGACGAGUACGAGCGCGAUAUGGGAACCCCUCCACUAGGCCGACAACAGACACGCCCUGGGCCUUUUGGCGAACCUCGCGACUCCCCGGAGACCCAGCAAAGGAAGAAGGAAGAGUUCAUCUCCCUCUGCGCGAGGGCUUGGGACCUGUUUCAUUCGUGA
Messenger RNA from Didymosphaeria variabile, 1161 nucleotides. RefSeq lists its product as uncharacterized. Bases 1 to 1161 code for a protein of 386 amino acids. Lineage: Eukaryota; Fungi; Ascomycota; Dothideomycetes; Pleosporales; Didymosphaeriaceae. The transcript has a single exon. The record is from RefSeq and is a predicted model, not a curated record.